Molecule: messenger RNA, 4389 nt
Organism: Cotesia congregata
Lineage: Eukaryota; Metazoa; Arthropoda; Insecta; Hymenoptera; Braconidae
Source: the annotation of a GenBank genome assembly
AUGAUCAGCAAGGAAUCUUCGAUUAUUAAAAUUUCCAUCACAGCGCGCUCCCCCCGGUAUCUUCGGAAACGGGAGAUAUUGAAGAGGGACGGCUGUUUUCUCCUUAAAUUGCUUUUAACGCUUUACUGCAUCGUCGGGGGUGAUUGCGAGCCGCGACGAGGGAUUAAGGAGCUGCAAGCCGCGUUAGCCGAAGAACGGGUUCCUCCCCCAUUUCUGAGGCACUGUGACUUCGAAGCGCCCUGCAGCUCCUGGAACUACACCGACAACUUCAAAAUAGUCUCGAGAAAUGACGCGAGCGAGUACACUACGGGUCAUUAUUUGCGGCUGGAUGGCCCGAACAUCGGACAAAUCUGGUCGAUUCUCAUUUCUCACACGGGUGCUCAGUGUUUUCUCAAAUUCGCUACACGUCAAACAGAAAUGGGAGACGGAAUAAUACGGCUCAUUAUUAUGUCUAACAAUAUUACGACCUCUGUUGCCUCCGAGCGAACGGGAAACAAUGACGCCAAGUGGAAUAUUACCGAACUAAAACUUGGAGCUAUUAGCCAGCCUUAUAAAGUUGGUCUUGAAAUAGUUGUACCGAAGAAUGCCACCUUCUCCAUUGACAAUAUCCGACUGGAUGACUGUUUUCCAGAAUCUCAGCCGCCUGUUAGCGAUAAGUGCACGCUGGAUAUGUUUCACUGCAGAAACGGGUCUUGUAUCAAUAGAACGCGAAUUUGCGACUUGACGCCUGAUUGUGCUAUGGGAGAAGAUGAAAUUCUUGAAUGUGACAAAAUGCCAGACACAGCGAGGUGUAAUUUCGAAAGAGGGUGGUGUGGGUGGAAAAACGCACCCAAUAAAACUCUACAGUGGACGCUGCAUCAAGGAAGUACGCCUACAGAGAGGACUGGUCCAAGUUACGAUCACACAUACCGCAACGAAACAGGGACUUAUGCGUUCGUAAAUUCAUCGAGAAAUCACGGAUUGGGCGAAAGCGCGACUCUGAACAGCCCAAUAUUCAAUCCAACUCCGCCUUACCACGCUGACUCGAAAAGCCAGUUCUAUCAGUCAUGUCAAGUGCGUUUUUUCUUCCACCAGUACGGCGAAUUCAGCGGAUCCUUGGGGCUAUAUUUGAUACAACUAAAGCCUCAUCAGAACCACUCACAGAGAUUGUGGUGGAGUUACGGAGAUCGUAACGAUAUCUGGUAUAAUCAGGUUGUUACGUUACCUGACAUUCGAUACCGAUAUUUUUUGCAAUUUGAAUCCAGUAAAAGUUACGCUGCUAAAGCCGACGUCGCUAUUGAUGAUUUUUCAUUGAGUCCUCAGUGCUUUGGAAUUGGAGUUCCGGCAGACGUGGUGGGAGAUUUUAAUUAUUACAGUCCAGUUAUUGAAUCAGAGCAUCCAAUCGAGCAACACUUUGAUUUCGUGAAUGAAACAGUGGUGAGAAUAACAACAUGUGGCGCAACGGGACGCUUCGGACCAACGGUCAAGCAAUGUGCUCGUGAAUACAACAAAACAGAGUCAGAAGUUGAACUCCCUGAGACUUUACAAGCCAAUUCUUCUCAGAACUACUAUCGAGGAGUGCAGAAGUGGGUGGUUCCGAGCGGAGGAUACUACACCUUGAUGGCGGUGGGAGCUCGCGGAGGAAGAGGCUCCGGAGGGAUGGGCAGCACCCUCGGAGCUUUCGUUCGCGGUGUUCUUGAACUAGAAAAAGGCCAGACUCUGUACUUUUUGGUGGGACAACCAGGAAUUGAUGCGUGCACCAAGAGCCUGGGCAUGAUGAACAAUCCCUGCGGUGUCGUUUCUACCGCCGGAGGUAAUGAAUCUCCGCUACUCGGGGUCCAAUCUGCGAUCCGCGAGGUAAAGAACAUCGAAUUGACCAACGGCGGGGGAGGAGGCGGAGGAGCUACAUAUGUAUUUACCGUAAAAUCAACGGGAGAGCGUGAACCACUGCUGGUCGCUGCGGGGGGUGGAGGACUCGGGUUUGGGCAAUUUGUCGACGACGGAAUUCAGCAUGGUCAUGGACCCUACGUGGACAUGAAAAAUCACGUCCUCGAAUUGACACCGGGAGAUAAAUCUGGGGGAGGAGGAGGAGGAUGGAACGGGUCAUCCACGCACGACUUGAGACGUAUUUCGGUGGGCCAAUCUUUGAUGAAGGGUGGCGUGGGCGGUGUCGGGUGUCAUCAGAAAAAUAAAACUCACGGGGACGGAGGCUUCGGUGGAGGAGGUGGAGGCUGUCGAACUGGAGGCGGAGGUGGCGGAUUCACUGGCGGAACUACCGGGGUAAAAAGCUCGACCAAUGGCGAGGGUGGAUUCUCGUACAUAUCGCCCGAGCUAAUCCACACGGCCUACAGAUCCGGAUACAAUCCUGGCUCAGGAGAAGUUUUAAUAGUUCCGGCUAUAAGCGGAUGUGGAUGCGAUUUUCGGUGUGUCGCGGUUGAUCGGCAUCUCAGCGAGACGAGAUGUCUGUGUCCGCCUGGCUGGCAGCUUGGAAAUGAUUCUCGCUCGUGCUUGGCCGACGAGCUAGAUUUUACCAAUCAGACGAUGAAGAUAGUAUUGAUUGUCGUUUGCUUCGUACUUGCGGUAUCUUUCUCAGCGCUUUGCUUUAUAUUGUACAAUAGAUAUCAAAAUAAAAAGGCCGUCUCGAGGCGCAGAUUGGCGAUGUUCGGCAACGGAACAGAGUUAAAUCCAUUUCCGGGUGUUUCCGACACGAUAAUGACUGAAUUUAAUCCGAAUUACGAGUUUGCUGGUAACUUUUACAGUAUCAAAGACUUGCCGCAGAUACCACGUGAAUCAAUUACUUGCGUGAAACCGCUCGGACAAGGAGCUUUCGGUGAGGUCUUUCAAGGUGUUUACAAGUACACCCGCAAUGAAGAAGCUCAGAUUGCUGUUAAAACUUUGCCAGCGGUAACAACGUCCCAAGCAGCAGCUGAUUUUAUGAUGGAAGCGCUUAUUAUGAGCAAAUUCGAUCAUCCGAACAUUGUCAAGUUCAUCGGAAUUUCAUUUGACAAAAAUCCACGUUAUAUUGUUUUGGAAUUGCUUGCCGGAGGGGAUUUGAAAAAUUUUCUGCGCGAAGAGCGACCCAAACCCGAUCGACCAACGACUUUGACAAUGAGGGACUUAAUUAUUUGCGCUCAUGAUGUUGCCAGUGGUUGCAAAUACAUGGAGGAUGCCCGUUUUAUUCAUCGCGACAUUGCAGCCCGUAAUUGCCUACUAACUUGCAAAGGACCGGGACGUGUUGUUAAGAUUGCUGACUUUGGAAUGGCGCGUGACAUAUACCGCAGUGACUAUUACAGAAAAGGCGGGAAGGCUAUGUUGCCCAUUAAAUGGAUGCCGCCAGAGAGUUUCUUGGAUGGGAUUUUCACUACAAAGACUGAUGUGUGGGCUUUCGGCGUACUCCUUUGGGAGAUUAUGUCAUUCGGGUACAUGCCGUACACUGGAUGCUCAAACCGAGAAGUAAUGUUGAUGGUGCAGUCAGGAGGACGUCUCGAGAAACCAGCCGAGUGUCCUGAUCCUAUUUACGGUAUAAUGGCUAAGUGCUGGCAUCCCAAGCCCGAUGAUCGACCUAGCUUUGAGCUCAUUGUCGAGAGAUUAGGUUACUGUCUCCAGGAUCCAGAUGUUAUUAAUCAUCCGAUGCCAAAUUAUGAUAUUCUCCCGGAUUGCGACAGAGAAAUCACUAUCAUGAGACCUGAUCCAGAAACUGAAUGCAUCAAUGUAAAUUCCAAUCUGGACGGAUGUGGGUACAUGCAGCCGCGCACUAAUUUUCGCCCCGGUGCUUACAAGAUGGGAUUUGUUCCGGGGAUUGUCUAUGCCUCUCUGCGUCACAAUGAUGAUUUAGAGGGUGAAAUAAUUCAAGAGACGACCUUGAUACAGCCGAAAGAACGGGAGGCUAAUGCCGAUAAUGUCAGGAUACGCAAAAUGUCUGAGGACAAGCCACCAAUUAUUUAUGAACAGGAGAUAAUUAAACACCCGUUAAAUGAAGAUAAAGAUCUUAAUGAAAAACCAAUAUUAAAUAAUGAAGAUUUAAAGGGCGUGAGAGAAGAAUACGACAAACCGAUCGAAAAUGGUGAAAGUACAACAACCACUGAUACGAUUUCCGAUUCACUUGUCAACGCUUCGUUAGUUUCGCCUCCAGAUACUGAAUUAUCGUUACAAAACACACCUAAAUCCUCGCCAAAUCAUUCAAACAUGAGUCCUAAUAAUUCAGUGAAUAAUGUCAAUGGUAUUGUUAAGAAAAAUUCAUUGAAAGCGACAUUGAGUUUGGAUCCGGCUACACUUUAUCGUGGUGCUAUUCCGUAUGAGAAAAUAAAAUUUUCUUCAGCUCCACCACACAUAACUACUUCUGACAGUUUAGAAAUAAAAAAGGAGUCGUUAGGACAUGAGCUACCGAGAGAAGAAGAAUGCUCCUGCUGA